Molecule: messenger RNA, 1300 nt
Organism: Zingiber officinale
Lineage: Eukaryota; Viridiplantae; Streptophyta; Magnoliopsida; Zingiberales; Zingiberaceae
Exons: 4
Coding region: 52-1149 (365 amino acids)
Cellular component (GO): chloroplast
Source: RefSeq, a predicted model, not a curated record
AUUUUGUUAAUUGCAGGGGAGUGGGAAGAAGACGAACUAUGAAGAAAAGCCAUGGUUGUGAUCUCUCUCUACCGCGGCAACCUCCACCGGGUUUCCAACGCCCCGCGACGAUGGAGAAUCCCGCCGCAGAGCUUCUCCCUUAGCCAGUUCAAGCUUCUCAUGCGAAAGCGGUCCGAAGCCCUCUCUCGCCUCGCCACCGCUUCCCGUGCCAUCGCAAACCCUAAUUUUAAUAACGAGAAGCCCUUAAAGCCGGAAGAGAAGGGCGCGGGAGGAGGAGGAGAGAUAGAUAAGUUAGACACUUUGAAACGCCAGGAUUCCUUUCCGAUCGAUCUGCAACCUUCGAAUUUCCAGCCGGACGACAAGGAGCACACUAGGGAAGAUCGUCGGUUUCAUGAACCGAACGUUGGUGUUUCCGCUUCCUUUUGUCUGGUUGGUGCGGCUGCCACAAGGGAGGAGGAUGUUCAUGAUUCGAGACCUGGUGGGGCUGGCAAAACCGACGGACAUUUGGAGGAGCAAAGCAAUCCUGAUGUUGCUAGUGAAAAAAAUGAAAGGAAACAGGAGUUGGAGAAACAACUGCAUGUUUUGAAUGAGAAGAAACACAAUCUUGUUCAAAUGUUGAAGCAAAUUUUAAAUGCAGAAGAAGAAAUAAAAAGACGGAGCACGCAGUCACCUGUUGCACGACCCUCUCUGCCUCAUAAAGCAGAUAUGGCAGUUGAGAACAGUGCUGCUAAACAAGUACCCAAGCUUACUGUUGAGGUUAAUUUUGGUAGUGAUUCAGGUGGAGAAUCAGAUGCUGCUGCUAAUCACAGCAAUCAUGUAAGGCAGUUGAAUCACAUCCACAUUACUUCUCCGUCUGCAACACCACUAGCAAGGACAACAUUUAGUUCUUUCCAGCAUAAUGCAGGUGUUCAAAACAACAGAGGUAGUAUGGUGGCAAUGGGGCAUGGACCACCUACUCCCAGUUCACUGAUGAGUGGUGCCAUGGCAAGUCCAUCCCGCUUUGCUCCUGCAGGUCACCAAAGCCAGACGACAAGCCUCCCUGCCAUGGCUUUGCCUGCCAACCAUUUCAUGGCCUCAUCACCAUCACCUGCAGUUUCUGGAGGUACUUCCUCUGUCUUCAGGGAUCCCCGUGCAACUAACUCCUCGUGAAAACAGAUGCUUAUUGUACAUGCCUAUCAUAUUCUUAAAAACCACUUUAGAUGCUUAAUGUUUUAGUUCCUACAACGUCAUUUCUCGUUGAUAGCGUCUCCAUUAAGGUGUAACCUUGCGUAUUUCUGAUGCCACCAUGCAGUUUUCCGUA